Molecule: messenger RNA, 6783 nt
Organism: Epinephelus moara (kelp grouper)
Lineage: Eukaryota; Metazoa; Chordata; Actinopteri; Perciformes; Serranidae
Gene: nomo
Product: nodal modulator
Exons: 47
Coding region: 139-6123 (1994 amino acids)
Cellular component (GO): endoplasmic reticulum membrane
Molecular function (GO): carbohydrate binding
Source: RefSeq, a predicted model, not a curated record
AGGAAGUUGUCUCUGGGAAAGGCUGUGUUGUCUUCCUGACAGCCGACAGUCAACUCCAGCUGACAAAGUCUGCCAUGUUCAUUUCCAGCUAAUAUUAUUACCCAAGAAAUAGUUAUUGUCUGUUCAGAAACGGGAACGAUGGAGGUCGACUCAGUCUUCUACACUGACAAUAGUGGAAGGGUCAACAGUAACCCACUGCUGGACCAGCUCCCCAGCUACCAGUCCCUGCUGUACCGCAGGAAGUCGUCGGCUGCUGGCACCAAACGUAGGAGCAGCUCCAGAGGGAGACUUGGCUCUUCAGGCAGUGGGAAAUGGGGCAUUAACACAUUCAGAAGACAUAAGGAGAAACAGAAGAGCCUGAUGGAGCAGAAACCCGUCAGGGAGCUGGCCAAGACCAUGGCGGAUAAACGCAGAGAGAAAACGCAGCGCUUGGAGGAUGAUCGAGAGCUCAGCAGAGUGACACAGUUGAAGCACAACACCAGCAGGUAUCUGAGGAGGCUGAAGGAUGAUGCCCAAGAAUGGGUGAACUCCCUGAAGCUCUGGAGAGGAGACAUCCACCUGAUAGAGGGAACGUUCGGCACAGGGAUCCUGUCUUACUUCUCCUUCCUACGCUACCUGGUCAUGCUCAACUUGAUCAUCUUCCUGCUCAUGUUCAGCUUCGUCAUGCUACCCCUCAUCAUAGCCCCCAGCACUUCAGGGAACAUCACCUACAACCAGAACGAGGGAGGUGUGUGCAGUUUUUAUCCAAGCAGCGCCCGGCGAGGUCUGGUGAUCUUUCAUGAGCACAUUACAGAUCUGCUGUCUGGUGGAGGCUUCCUGGAACAGACCUAUCUUUUCUAUGGCUACUACAAGGCGGACAAAAUACACUUUCCAAAGGCUACUUAUAAUCUGCCGCUGGCGUACCUGCUGGUCACCAUCGCCUACCUGUUCCUCAGUCUCAUCUGGAUUGUUAAAAGGUCUGCCAGAGGAUUCAAACGCAAUCUGAUUCAGGAUGAGGAUCGCUUUCAGAGUUUCUGCAACAAGAUAUUUUCAGGCUGGGACUUCUGCAUCACGAACGAGAAUGCCGUGAAGCUGAAGAGAAGCAGUUUGCUCUAUGAGCUCAGGACGGAUUUGGAGGAGGAAAGGAUCAAACAGAAAAUAGCAGAUCGCACUCGCAAAGAGAAGUGUCGGAUUUACGUCGUCCGCCUCAUUCUCAACCUUUUUGUCAUCUCCGUACUGGCUGGUUGCUUCUACAGCAUUUAUGUGGCCACCAUCUUCUCCCAGAAAGUACAGAUGGAUAAGAUAAAGGAGAAUUUCAUCGUGGAUCUCAUCUAUGAGUAUCUGCCCUCAAUUGUUAUCACCAUGGCCAACUUCAUCACCCCCCUCCUCUUCUCUGUUAUCAUCAAUUUUGAGGACUACUCACCUGCCUUUGAGAUCCGGUUCACUCUCAUGAGGUGUGUCUUCAUGCGGUUGACCAGUAUCGGGGUCUUGCUCUUCUCUCUCUGGUAUCAGAUCACUAAAUGUGAAACAGACCCCUGUAUCUGUGGUUACAACCAUAAGCUUUACUCUUGCUGGGAGACCCGUGUGGGCCAGGAAAUGUACAAACUCACCAUCUUUGACUUCAUCAUCAUUUUCGCAGUCACCAUUUUUGUGGAGUUUCCCAGAAAGCUGAUAGUGAAGCACUGUGACUGUGGCCUGGCUAAGUGGUGGGGCCAGCAGGAGUUUGCUAUUCCUCAGAAUGUGCUCGAGAUUGUCUAUGGUCAGACCAUCUGCUGGAUCGGCACCUUCUACAGCCCGAUGCUGCCUGCCAUCUGCACUAUUAAAUACUUCUUUAUCUUCUAUAUCAAAAAGGUCUCACUGAUGAACAAUUGCCGUCCAGCCACACGUCCGUUCCGAGCUUCCAGCUCCAACUUCUUCUUCCUGGUUGUGCUGCUGAUCGGCCUGGCUCUGGCCUGUGUGCCUGUCAUUUUCAGUGUGGCACAAAUAAACUCUUCCCAAGCCUGUGGACCAUUCGUUAAUUACAACACCUCCUGGGCGGUGCUGCCAACUACAGUAUCCACGUUACCUCAUGGAAUCAGAACACUCCUCUUCGCCCUCUCGUCAGAGGCCUUCGCCGUCUCCUUCUUUGUUAUCACAUGUUUGGCCAUGUUUUAUGUGAUCGCACUCGCUGGAGCUCACAAGAGAGUCAUCAACCAGCUAAGAGAGCAGCUAGCCAUGGAGGGCCGAGACAAGCGUUUCCUCAUCCAAAAGCUGUGCCAGGCCCAGAGGCUCUCCUCUAUCAAAUCCCCAGGCUCCAAACCUCAGCCCCGCAGCAGCAGCAGAAGCAGCCCCAGCUACCACACCAGCUUCUCCAAUAACUUCAAUGAAAGUGUGUUCCUGGCACACUCACCCCCCGACUCCUCCACGCAUCAGCUCAGCUGGUACGGAACCGGAGGCAGCGUGCUGUUGCUCGGCUCAUCGAGAGAUCAGUCAGCCAAAAUGUUGAGAAUUACGAUACGGGCAGACAUGGGAGCCCUUUGGGUGUUAUUCUGUAUCACGUAUUCGCAGUUUCUAACCGUGUCCUCUGAUGAUAUAGUGGUGGCCUGCGGGGGAUUCGUGAAAUCCGACGUUGAGAUCAAUUACUCCCUGAUCGAGAUUAAACUGUACACCAAACAAGGGUCCUUGAAAUAUCAAACGGAUUGUGCUCCAAUCAAUGGCUACUUUAUGAUCCCUCUCUAUGACAAGGGGGACUUUGUUUUGAAGAUUGAACCUCCUCUUGGGUGGAGCUUUGAGCCGACCAGUGUCGACCUCCAUGUGGAUGGAGUGAGUGACAUCUGUACAAAAGAAGAAGACAUCAACUUUGUCUUCACUGGCUUCUCCGUCUCAGGAGCGGUUCUGAGUAAAGGCCAUCUCCUUGGUCCGGCUGGAGUAGAAGUCAAACUCACCCGAGCUGGAACGGAGGAGAAACUCCAGAGUGUGGUCACACAGCCUGGAGGAAAGUAUACCUUUUUAAAAGUACUCCCUGGAAAUUAUGACAUCACAGCUGCCCAUCCCUCCUGGACUCUUGAGCAGAGCGCUACCUCAGUACUCGUCACCAAUGCCAAUGCCCCAGCCGCCGACCAUCUGGUAGUUGGAGGCUACGAUGUCUCAGGGGAGGUCCGCAGUGAUGGAGAGCCCAUGAAAGAGGUCACCUUCCUACUGUACUCAGCCACAGUCAAGAAAGAGGAUGUUAGUGGCUGUAACACAUCCCCAGUGGAGGGGGCAGAUUCUGGGGACAGCUCCCUGGUCUACCUGUGCAGCGCUCUAUCCAGGGAAGACGGGACCUUCGUCUUCCCCUCACUGGCCAGCGGCGAGUACACCGUGGUGCCUUUCUACAGGGGAGAGAGAAUCACGUUUGAUGUCGCUCCUUCCAGGAUGAAUUUUAAGGUGGAACACAACAGUUUGAAACUAGAGCCCAUCUUCCGUGUCAUGGGCUUCUCCGUGACAGGCCGAGUUCUCAACAGCGUAGGUGGGGAGGGCGUUCCUGACGCUACCGUGUCCCUCAACAACCAGAUCAAAGUCGUCAGCAAGGAGGACGGUUCUUUCCGGUUGGAGAACAUGACGGCGGGUACCUACACCAUCCGUGUCAGCAAGGAUCUCAUGUUCUUUGAGCCAAUCACAGUGAAGAUCGCCCCCAACACACCCCAACUUCCUGACAUCAUCACAGCAGGGUUCAGUGUGUGUGGCCAGAUUUCCAUCAGCCGCUUGCCUGAGGGCAUGAAGCAGCAGGGCCGUUACAAGGUCACUCUGACACACCGGGGCCAAGACAAGGCCUCCAGCAGGACCAUCGACUCUGAUCCUCAGGGGGCGUUCUGCUUUCAGGCCAAACCUGGAGACUACAGUGUCCAUGUAUCUCUCCCCGAGGUGGAGGUGAAAGCAGGCCUUGCUCUGCAGCCUCAGGCCCUGGAGGUCUCCCUCGUGGACCGGCCCCUCACUGACCUACUUUUUACCCAGUUCAUGGCUUCUGUCUCUGGAAAAGUCUACUGUUUAGCGUCCUGUGAUGACCUGUCAGUAACACUUCAACCAGUGAGUCGGCAGGGAGAGAGACGGACGGUGGCUCUGUCUGGCAGCAGCGACAUCCUCAGCUUCUCCUUUGAAGACAUUUUACCUGGGAAAUACAAAGUCAGUAUUACUCAUGAGGAAUGGUGCUGGAAGCAUAAGUCCAUGGAGGUGGAGGUUCUGGACUCUGAUGUCGUCGGGGUGGAGUUCAGACAGAUUGGCUACAUCCUGCGCUGCUCCCUCUCCCAUGCCAUUACUUUGGAGUUCUUCCAAGAUGGCAGCAAACCUGAGAAUGUCGGCGUGUACAACCUCUCUAAGGGAGUCAACCGCUUCUGUCUCUCCAAGCCAGGUGUUUACAAAGUCACCCCUCGCUCCUGCCACCAGUUUGAGCAGGACUUCUACACCUACGAUACCUCAGCCCCCAGUAUCCUCACCCUCACCGCAGUGCGGCAUCACAUGACUGGGCUCAUCACCACCGACAAGAUCCUAGAUGUCACCGUGACUAUCAAGUCAUCUAUUGAGAGCGAGCCGGCGCUGGUGCUGGGUCCCCUGCGAAGUCUGGAGGAGCAGAGGCAGGAGCAGCAGCUCCAGGAGAUUCAACUGCGCCGUCAGGAACGAGAGCGCCGCGCCGCUGAAGAGGAUGGAGGCGCCAGGGACGACAGCCCGCCUAUCCAGGAGAAGGCUGAUGAACUGACGGGUCCUUUCCACUAUGAGUUCUCCUACUGGGCCAGGGCUGGAGAGAGGAUCACAGUGACACCCUCAUCCAAAGAACUGCUGUUCUACCCUCCUGAGGUCGAGGCCACCAUCACUGGAGAGUCGUGUCCAGGUCGUCUGGUGGACAUCACAGGGCGCGCAGGUCUCUUCCUGGAGGGCAAGGUGUCGCCAGAGCUACAGGGUGUGGAGAUCUCUAUCACUGAAAGAGGAGCUGCUGUGCCGCUCAUCACUGUGGCCACCAAUGAGAUGGGAACAUACAGUGUGGGCCCGCUCCACAGCGACCGGCAGUACGACAUCAGCGCCAGUAAAGAAGGUUUCGUCCUGAGUCCCGUCGAGGGAACCCAGGGAGAUUUCAAGGCGUUCGCUCUGGCUGGUGUGACCUUCAAGAUCAAAUCGGAGGAUGGUCUUCCCCUGUCAGGUGUCCUCCUGUCCCUGAGUGGAGGACAGUUUCGCUCCAACCUGUUGACUCAGGACACCGGCCUGCUCACCUUUAAUAACCUGAGUCCUGGUCAGUAUUACUUCAAGCCCAUGAUGAAGGAGUUCCGCUUUGAGCCGGCGUCUCAGAUGAUCACAGUGGAGGAGGGUCAGAACCUCAGUAUCGAUAUAACUGGCAUUAAGACUGCUUACAGCUGCUACGGAGCAGUGCAGUCUCUGAGUGGAGACGCAGAGAGGGAUGUGGCUGUGGAGGCAGUGGGACAGGGAGAGUGUAGCCUCUACAGCGAGGACACCGUCACUGAUGAAGAGGGUCGCUUCAGACUCAGGGGUCUGCUGCCUGGUUGCAAAUAUCUAAUUCAGCUGCGAGCUGAAGGCAACGACCACAUAGAGAGGGCCUUACCACAACACAGAGCCAUAGAGGUGGGCAGUAGUGACAUUGAAGGGGUCAACAUCAUCGCCUUCAGGCAAAUCAAUCAGUUUGACCUCAGUGGAAACGUCCAGACGUCCCCUGAACAUCUCACAACGCUAUCGGUGAAGCUUUACAAGAGCGACAAUCUGGACAACCCAAUCAACAGCGUCUCUCUGGGACAGUCCCUCUUCUUCCACUUCCCUCCUCUGGACAGAGAUGGAGAGAGUUACGUGCUGAUGCUGUACUCCACGCUGUCCCGCUCCCAGUAUGACUUCACUCUGCCUCAGGUCUCCUUCACCUCCAGUGGCUACCACAAGCACGUCACACUCACCUUCAACCCCACUCGUAAAGUGCCUGACCAGGAUGUUGCCCAGGGCUCCUACAUAGCUCUGCCCCUCACGCUGCUGCUCCUGUUAGCAGCGUACAACCAUGAGAAGGUAAUCCCCCUCCUCUUACAAGUGGUGAACCGUAUCCAGGGAGUGAGGAGCAUGGCCCAGGUCAGCAGUGACAGCGCCGCUCUGGAUGAAGCCAAACGUCAGGCCAAGAGACAGAAAGCCAGGCGCACAUGAGGACCUGCAAUCACGGCUCACCUCAGACCACAUCUUCGCACACUAAUUGGUACACCUGCACACAUGGUUACAGCCUCAGAGAGCACUGCGGGUUAGCUCAUAGGACGCAGGUUCACUAGAUAAACCUCUUAACGUUUGGAGUGGCUCAUCGUGGGUGCAAGUGAACUGUUUAGCUCGCUAGGAUGUGAUUUGGCCCCCGAGUGAAGCCCAACAUGAACCACUCGAUAUGCAUUACCACCACCUCAUCAGCCACUCGGAUUCACUGGACUGAUCGCUGACAUUUUACAGGUUGUUUUCUUCUGUUGCUUUUUUUUUUUAACUCCUUUUUUUCCAGAACACUCGUGUCUAAAAAAAAAUGUUAAUAUUUGUGAUAGAAUAUGAGCCAUUUUUAUACAUUUGUAAUUUAUCUAGGUCAACUAAAAUCUUUUGCUUGUGUUUUGGAAGCACUUGAAUGCUUUUGAUAUCUGUCCUGACAUAGUUUGGGAUGAUCAGGCAGCGUGGAUGAUCAUGUGACUCAGAUUCCAGCAUUUGGGUCAAUUCAGCGAAUACACAAAGGAGAUUGUCAUCAAAGUGUGGCUGGAAUUAUAUAAAAUGUAUUCAUGACUACCUAUAUUAACUUAAAGGGACAGUUCACCACCAAAUCAAAAAUAUACAUUUUUC